Molecule: messenger RNA, 1155 nt
Organism: Sander lucioperca (pikeperch)
Lineage: Eukaryota; Metazoa; Chordata; Actinopteri; Perciformes; Percidae
Product: circumsporozoite protein-like
Exons: 6
Source: RefSeq, a predicted model, not a curated record
CGAGCGAGCGAGCGAGCGAGCGAGCGAGCGAGCAGCGAGCGAGCGAGCGAGCGAGCGAGCGAGCGAGCGACGAGCGAGCGAAGCGAGCGAGCGACGAGCGAGCGAGCCAGCGAGCCAGCAGCGCGCCAGGACCGCACGAGCGAGAGCGCGAGCGGGCGCCAGGAGCCAGCCGAGCGAGCCAGCGAGCCAGCGAGCGAGCGAGCGGCGCAGCGACCAGCGAGCGAGCGAGCGAGGGAGCGAGCGCAGCCGGCGAGCCAGACAGCCCCGCAGCAGCGCAGCCAGCGCAGCGAGCGAGCGAGCGAGCGAGCGAGCAGCGAGCGAGCCGAGCUAGCGAGCGCGACGAGCAGCAGCGAGCGAGCGAGCGAGCGAUCGAGCGAGCGACGGCAGGCAGGCAGCCAGCGAGCGGGCGAGCGAGCGACGCGAGCGCAGCGACGAGCGAGCAGCGAGCGAGCGCAGAGCAGCCAGCCCAGCCAGCCGCCAGCCAGCCAGCAGCCAGGCAGGCAGGCAGCAGCCAGCCAGCGCGACAGCGCAAGCCAGCCAGCCGGCCAGCCAGCGAGCGAGCGGGCAGCCAGCGAGCGAGCGAGCGACCGAGCGCUAGCGAGCGAGCGAGCGAGCGAGCGAGCGAGGAGCGGGCGGCCAGCGAGCCAGGCAGCCAGCCAGCCAGCGAGCGAGCGCGCGGCCAGCAGCCAGCCAGCCAGCCAGACAGCGAGCGAGCGAGCGGCCAGCCAGCCAGCCAGCCAGCCAAACAGCGAGCGAGCGAGCGGGCGGCGAGCAGCCAGCCAGCCAGCCAGCGCAGCCAACCAGCCAGGAGCAGCCAAGCAGCGAGCGAGCGAGCAGCCGCCAGCCAGCCAGCAGCCAGCCGCCAGCGAGCGAGCGCGGGCCAGAGCAGCCAGCGAGCAGCCAGCGACAGACAGCGAGCCGAGCGGCCAGCACCAGCCAGCAGCCAGCCACAACAGCGCAGCAGCGACGAGCGGGGCGGCCAGCGAGCCAGGCAGCCAGCCAGCCAGCGAGCGAGCGCGCUGCAGCCAGCCAGCGACAGCGAGCGAGACGAGCAGCCAGCCGGCCAGCAGCGAGCGAGCGGCGCGGCGAGCGCAGCAGCCAGCGCCAGCCAGCCGGCCAGCCAACAGCCAGCCAGCCAGCCAGCCAGCGAGCGAG